Messenger RNA from Magallana angulata, 3694 nucleotides. RefSeq lists its product as uncharacterized. The coding region runs from base 121 to 2211 and encodes 696 amino acids. The transcript is spliced from 2 exons. NCBI's taxonomy places the organism in Eukaryota, Metazoa, Mollusca, Bivalvia, Ostreida, Ostreidae. The record is from RefSeq and is a predicted model, not a curated record.
AUUGCUAUUAGGAUCAUUAGAGUUAUGUUUCUAAAAUAAUGAAGCAAGUAUUCACAUUGGUUAGUAUGAAAGUAAUUUACCAAAAGUUCUUUUACUUUCUGUAACAACGGGGUUUUCCCCAUGACUAAAAUUAGAAAAAUUUCUGAAGUUAUGGAUUCAGACAAUGCAACACAAAUAGGAGAAAUUCCUGUUCAGAAAAUGUCUGAGUCAGUGUAUGUGUGGAUGUGUCGAGAGAUAUAUAUAGGGACUCCACAACAGGUGGCCUCCAGGAGAGAUAUAGUGGAUAUCAGGGAGCUGUUGAGGAAUCAAGAUGAAUAUCUGGAGAGAUCAAUGAUGAGUGGAAGUAUGAGAGAAGGAUUUAGAUUACUUGGUUCAGACGUAGACUUUAUGAUCUGGCAAACUAACAUUCGAGUGAUCUGGGAUUUCUCUCAGUCUGAGUUUUACAACAUACACAGACAGGUACUGAUUCUCUGUGACAGUUCUGAGAGUCCACCAGGAUUUACGUUACUUUGGUUACCAUUGGAGAGUGCUGGACAGAUAGUGUUGUCAUCGUGUGUGAGGAUGAAUGGAGGACUCUAUAUAUCAAGUUCUAAAUACAGGGAGAACGUGUGUGCAUCAUUGAGUCCUGGUUCUACAAUACAUGGACCAUGUAGCAGUGGAACAAGUGGUUCAAUAGAAUACGAUUUUGCUCAUUGUUUUGCCAGUGAUUUUUGGCCUCCCUCUGCUGUCUCAUGGAUAGACAGGUGUCACUCAUGGCCUCCACCUCAUGUUGUCAAUGACAUCGUCAGAAAUGGAUGUCACUUUGUAGCAAUAGGACACAAACUAGGAAACCAUGAAGACAACGAAUGGAGAAUUUCUUUCUCUCUGGCAGAAUACAAACUUGUGUACUCAAUGAAUCACACACAGUUCUUAAUUUAUGGUGUGUUAAAAUUGUUCUUAAAGGAAAUAAUUAACAAUGGAUUAAGAGAUGAAGAUAAACUACUGUGUUCCUAUCACAUGAAAACAGCUGUUUUUUGGGCCAUUCAACAAAACACACUACCUCUCUGGUGUCCACAAAAUCUCCUGGCCGGUGUCUGGGUCUGCUUCAAACUUCUCCUUAAAUGGGUGUACGAAGGAAUUAGUCCAAACUUUUUCAUUCCAGAAAACAACAUGUUUCUGAGCAAAAUCCAUGGCCAAGCACAAACAAGUUUAUUCAGGAGACUGUAUGGGUUGUAUGAGAUGGGUAUAGCAUUGCUGCUACACAGUCCCUCCAUCAGGUCCUCUAUCAUUGAUGUCCUCUGUAAUCCCAGACUCGCGGUGUGUACUGAUGAACACACUCUGAUCUCUGAGGUUGAGUUUGAUGUAGGGUUAUUUGUCGAGAUAUUUACUAUAGGUUCACAACAUCCAUCCGACCUACAGCACUGUAUGAAGAUCCUACACACAAUAGAACAGUUGAUAGGUUCUCCUCUGUCACAGUAUCAAGUUGUAAGUUUACAGAAACAUACAGCCACCACCCUUCAGCGUACUGCUUUUAUAUUACACAACAUGUACACAAACACAGGUGUUAACAAACAGGUGUAUAUUGCUGACAAAUUGUCAAGGCAUAUGCUGAAAUUAGCAGCCAAGUUUGGGUUUGUUUCUGACAUGUUGUACAUUGCCAUGUAUUAUUACAAGACACUCAGAUACAGGGAAGCUUUAUCUGUUAUAGAGAUGACAAAGGUCAAGUUAGCACAGCCAUAUCUGAUGUAUGUACAUCAAGUAGACACAGAGAGGUAUACUGAGGCUGUAGGGGGACAGUCCUGGUCUACAAAGAUCAGACAGGCUGUAGCAGGGAAUAUCGAACUUGUCAAUGAAAUAUGUUAUAUCAGUGAACUGCUACCAGAACAACAAUCUAAUAGACAAAACGGAUUGCCUGCAUUGACUAUUCCUCCCCAUGUACUGUUACACAUGUUAGAGUUUUUAAGCUCUAGACAUGUUGACACAAUGAGAGCACAAGCAGCUCUAGAUGAGCUACAGGUUCUAGUUCACCAUGAUCAGGGACUGUAUGUAGAUAAUGAUACCAGAGACAUCUCCUGGGAGAUCCUGGGGAUCUGUCAACAGAUCACAGGGAACAUCCAGGCUGCCCUGUACUCAUACCAACAGUCACUCAGACAACGUCCAUUCCAUAAAAUACAAAUUGCUACCACAGAAAGAAUCCAAGACUUACACUUUUCGACACCCCAUUUUUAUUAAAUGUCACUCUGACAUUAUGAGGAUAAUGCCCUGAACAUUUUAACUUGACAUGAAAUAAGAAUACCAUGAAUGUUGUUAGGUUUUACCUGAGUGUUUAAAACAACCAACAGGAACUUCAUGGAAGGUCUUAUCUGAGUCUACUGUGCCAGAGUCGUAGUUUUACUGGUUCCUAAAAAUAUAAUGUUUAAAUCAAUACUUUAAAGAAUAUGAUGUACAAAAUUUGGGUGCUAGUUUUUCGCAUAUUUUUACCAAACUAUGUAUUUUUAUAUUUGUGACCUUAGUUGUUUUAUGAUGGCUAUGAAAAUAUCAUAAAACAAGAUUUGUAAAUUAAAUAACUCUAGGGAUAAGAGUUCCAAGUUACUUAAUGAAAUUUUAGCACAAUUACAUGUUGUUGAUAUAUGGAAGGAUAAGCUGAAUGAUACAGACGGUUUUACAUGGUGCGAUGCUACUGACACACCAAAAAGUAGAAUUGAUUUCAUUUUUCUAAGCAAAUAUUUAUAUUUAAAAGCUAAAAAUUAAUCUCAGUUCGUAAAAUCCCCGGUACACAUUCCAACGGAACGAGAAUGUCAGAUCAUAUGGCUAUACGAUUUAACGUUAAAUUACACGAAAAUGAAAGAGGAACAGGUUAUUGGAAACUUAAUAAAUCUCUACUUGAAAAAUCGGAUUAUAAGGAAAAAAUAUAUGACAUUAUUCAAAAUAUCAGUAAAUCAUGCGUUACUUUUAUGCAAAAAUGGGAACAGCUGAAACAGGAGGUUAAACGAUUUUCUAUUCAUUAUUCAAUAAAAAGUCAUAAGAGUUACAAAGAUCAGAUUAAAAACAUAGAAAAGGAAAUAAUCGAGAUAGAAUCGUUACCUUAUUUAGAAAUUAAUCUGAAUAAAAAGCGAACUCUUGAAAGACAACUAAGCGAUUUAUACGAUAGAAGAGCAAAAGGCGCUCAAAUUAGAUCUCGCGCAAAAUGGAUAAAUGAAGGGGAGAAAAACACGAAAUUCUUUUUAGGCUUGGAAAAAAAACACCAAACACAGAAUACUAUUUAUGAACUAAAAGAUAAAAAUAAUGAAACCCUUACUACUGAUGAUGACAUAUUAGGUGAAAUGUGUUGCUUUUAUGAAGAACUCUAUCGUAGUAAAAAUAUAAGUAGUUCUGAAAUUGAAAACUACUUACAAAAUAGUAAUAUCAUGCGUUUAUCUGAAAAUGUAAAAAAUACAUGUGAUCAAUUUCCAAACUUAGAAGAGUGUAGAGAUACCGUAAUGAACAUGAAACAUAAUAAAUCGCCAGGGUUAGACGAAUUACCAGUUGAAUUCUAUCUAUGUUUCUGGGAUAAAAUAUCAAUACUCUUUCAUAAUAUGCUUAAAGAAAUAUUCAGUUUAGACGAAAUGACAUUUUCACAACGACUUGCUGUAUUAUCUUAAAUUCACUAAAAAGGAGAACGGUCACAGCUUACAAACUAUAGACCAAUUAGUCUCACUAAUACUGAUUACAAAAU